This is a messenger RNA of Rotaria socialis, 3129 nucleotides long. NCBI's taxonomy places the organism in Eukaryota, Metazoa, Rotifera, Eurotatoria, Philodinida, Philodinidae. The record is from the annotation of a GenBank genome assembly.
AUGAUUGAUCGGACGUCUCGAAUUAAAAAUAAUUUAUCAGAACAAUUGAAAAUUUUUUAUGACUAUUCAAAACAUGUUCAAACAAAAGUAGUUAAACCAAAUCCUUUGCCAACACCAGUAUUUCGUGUUAAUACUGAUGUUAUACCUGUUCGAAAAUCGCUAGCGGUGAAGCUACUUGAUCUUCCUUGUCCAUCGCCAUCACAAGUCCAAUUAAAACUAUCAACAAAUGUUUCCAAUACUAAUACAUUUGACUUGUCUUCACGAGCACCAACUGUUAUUACACCUAGUCGAGAUUUAUCGAAAUUGUCAUUAAGUCUCGAUAAUUCUAAAAGACCAACACCCAAAAUUGAACCACCAUCAAAUAUUAAAAAAACACAAUCAUCAAUAUCAUCUUUUCUUGUAAAUAAAUCUGAAUCAAAUACAAAAUCUCCUUCUCUCAACAAAACUCAAUCGUCAAAUAAGCUACAAUUAGUAAAGACAUCGCCCACUAUCUCAAAAUUAUCGGAAGCAUCAUCUUCAUCAACAUGUCCAUUAUGUUCACAAUCAUAUGAUCCAAUAGCUCGUCGACCCAUCAGCGAAGAUUCUUGCGGUCAUACAAUGUGUUUAAACUGUUUUAUAAAGAAAAAUAAUCAAAAUGGUUGUAUUCAAUGUCAAAAUUUAAAAAAAGAAAGUUCACUAUCUAAAAAAACAACUACAAACGAUGAUUUCGAUGAUUUUGAUCAAGAUGAAUUAUUUAACGAAUGGGAUGAACAAGAAUCUGUGACACAAAAUGAUAGUAAACAAAUCGAUAUGGAUUUUACGAAUUCAAUCUAUGAUGAUGAAACUGAAGAGAGUGAUAGUGAAGAUGAAAAUCAAAUCAAUGCUAGCCAACAGUCAUAUAAAGUUCAAUGGUUAUCUGAAAUAAAAGAUGAUGCAGCUGAAUUUUCAAGUGAUCAUACAUAUAGUCAUACCAAUGACAUGUUAAGGGUAUUUCAUAGUGUAUUUGGUUUAAAACAAUUUCGUUCAAAUCAAUUAGAAGCAGUAAAUGCUGCAAUAUUAAAACAUGAUUGUUUCGUACUUAUGCCAACUGGCGGCGGAAAAUCAUUAUGCUAUCAACUACCAGCUGUGUUGGAUAGUGGUGUCACAUUUGUUAUAUCACCAUUACGAUCACUUAUAUUUGAUCAAAAACAAAAAUUAACAUCAUUGGGUAUACAUUGUGGAGCUUUAACAAGUGAUGUGUCACAAAGAGAAGCAGAUGAAGUUUAUCGAGAACUUUAUAAGCAUACACCUGGAUUGAAAAUUGUUUAUAUCACACCUGAAAAAGUGGCUAAAAGUGAUCAAUUAGCUCAACUGUUAAAAGAUUUAUAUGAACGAAAGCUUUUAGCUAGAUUUGUUAUCGAUGAAUGUCAUUGUGUAUCCGAAUGGGGUCAUGACUUUCGUCCGGAUUAUGCAAAUCUUGGUCAACUACGUGUUAAAUAUCCAGGUGUAAAUGUAAUUUUAUUAACCGCUACAGCUACACCACGUGUACAAAAAGAUAUUUUACAACAAAUGCAUAUUGAUAUUAAUAAGUGUAAAUUAUUCAUACAAUCAUUUAAUCGAUCGAAUUUAAUCUACGAAUGUACAUUGAAAGGCACAACAGAUACAGCAUUAAAAAAAGCAGCCAAUCUAAUUACUUCUCAUUAUUCAGAUAAAUGUGGUAUUGUUUAUUGUUUUUCACGUGCUGAAUGUGAUAAAACAGCAAAAUAUUUAUCAGCAUAUAAAAUCAAUGCAGCAUCUUAUCAUGCUGGUCUGUCUGAUUCCAAACGACAACAUGUACAAAGUCAAUGGGCUAACGAUAAUUGUCAAGUUAUUUGUGCAACCAUUGCUUUUGGUAUGGGUAUUGAUAAACCUAAUGUUCGUUUCGUAAUUCAUCUUUCUAUGCCAAAAUCAAUUGAAGGAUAUUAUCAAGAAUCUGGUCGAGCUGGGCGUGAUGGUGAAAUAUCGUAUUGUUAUUUAUUUUUUUGUUAUCAAGAUUUCGUUAAAAUGAAACGACUCAUUCAAAAUGAUAAUUCACAAACAUCGACCAAAGAAGCGAAAAAAGUUCGUAUUGAUACUCUCAAUCGUGUUUAUGAUUAUUGUUUAAAUAAUGUUACUUGUCGACGAACACAAUUACUUGAAUAUUUUGGUGAAUUAUUUCCAUCAAGUGAAUGUAAACACAUAAAACGAACUGUGUGUGAUAAUUGCCGACAAGUAUUAAAAACAGCAACAAUCGAUUGUACACAAAUGAGCAUUGAUAUUAUCAAAAUGAUAUCAGAAUUUUCACAUAAAAAUAUAACAUUACCAUAUGCUUUGGAAAUACUUCGUGGUGCAAAUACAAAAAAUAUUCGUGAUGCUGGACAUAAUAAGUUAGCUGCUUAUAAUUCAUGUCAUCAAUUAAGUAAAAUUGAUCUCGAACGUCUGAUGUGUCGUUUGAUACUUGAUGGAUAUCUUCAUCAAGAAAUUGUUACACAUCAACAGCAAUCGUUUGAAGCUUCAGUCGCUUAUGUACGUUUAGGUCCUAAAGCUCACAUGGUUUUAUCAAAUCGAUUGAUGAAUCCAAUUGAACUAACCAUACGUACAGAACAAUCAAAUGUAACCAAUGAUGCAAAACGUAAACAGCAGACUCCCAUCGAACAAUUACAUGAACUAUGUUUAAGUGACCUUAAAAAAGAGCUUAAAUCAAUAUUUGGUGAUACUUCACAUGCAAUGAUUGUUCCAGAACGUGCUAUUAAAGAAAUGGUUAAAUUAAUGCCUCGAACGAAAGAAGCGAUGAUUAAAGAUGUUAAUGAAAUAACUGAGGAACGUUACAAACGUUAUGAACUGCAUCGUUUAUUAGCCAUAACAAAACGUUUUGGUCUUGAAUUUGAUGAAAUUCAACGACAAGAAGCAACAGCACGUAAAGCAUUGAUGGCAAUAUCGUCCUCCUCAUCAUCGUCAAAACGAAAAUUAAUUACAAGUGAUGAGGAAGAAGAAACUGACUUUUCGGUUGGUUCUGAUGGUUACAUUAAAAUAAAUAAACAAGGCAAUAAAGCGAAUGGACAUCACAAUCGAUUUGUUAAACGGAAAAAGCGACCAGCAGCAUUUUUUGCUCGACGCAAUGCAAUUGCUAAAAGAAAACGUGGAGGAUUUUAA